AUGUCCAGGGAAAAGAGUGUCAACGCUUCCACGUACUCCCAUAUAAUAGCUUUGAAAGAAAACGAAAAUUCUUUGCGCAAUAUAGAAAAGGCAACAGAUCCGAAUAUGACUAUGGAGAUGACACAGGGUGAACAAGGUGAACAAGGUGAACAGGGUGAACGAUCAAAAAAGGCUAUUGAUCUUCUCAAUCGAAUUCUGGGUCAAUCUCAACAGCACCAGAAUUUGCAGCAGCAAAAUUUUCCAAUAUCCAAACCAUCUAGAUCAUCAACAACAUCAUCAACAACAACAACAUCAUCAUCAUCACUGUUACCACCUCCACCACCACCACCACCACCACCACCACUACCGCUACCGUUACAUUCAACUCCUGCUUCUCCCUCUUCUUAUGACUCCUUACCUCCACCUCCACCUCCACCUCUACCCCCACCACCAGUGGAGCCGCUUGGUGAUUAUUAUAAGAAUGAACUGUUACGCAUACGGAAACAUUCCUCUAUUUCCGAGGCAGGACCUGCGAGUAAGCGUCAAAAAAUUCAUUUAGCAGAUCAUAUGAAACAAAACGGAAAUAAACUUAAUACUCAUGGCGGUAACCAAAGUAAUAAUUCAAACACUACGUCAUAUCAUAGUAACUUGCAAACAUUCACUACUAAACAGGAUGAGACCGACUCUAGAAAACAUUUAUCCGUUUCUAAGAUGAAAAGAUCAAUGUCUAGUCUACAAAGAUUACCAAGUAACAAGUCGAGUCAUUCUGAAAGGGAUAAAAUGCAUAAUACAUUUAAACAAUCUAAACCUGCUUUAUUCAAAAACCAAAGGUUGGUGGAAAUUGAGACACCACCAUCUCAUGCUAAGGAGUAUACAUCAAUGCGGAAGAAACAAACUAGUGGUUUAGAGCAGAGCACCAGAUUGGCCACAGAGGUAAACAAUGACUUACGCACGGAAUCAAGUACGCACAAGUUUAUCAAAGGACCAGGAUCUUCCAAUAAUGUAAAAGGUCGAACACGGAAAAAGUCGAAUAAUGAUUCAUACAGCUCAGCAACCGUAGAAUAUAUGCUUGCCACUGGCAAAUCAACGGAUGAAUUGAAAGUCUCUUAUUUUCUACAAGAAUCAACCAAGUUUAUACACGCUGCCCAUGAACACUUAGCUUACUAUCACGAAAAGAUCAACCUUGAAAAUUAUUGGAAACUAAUCAAGGCGGCUAUUAGAUGCCUAUUACUUGUGUUGAAAAAAUACAACCGUUCAAUGACUGAUUUUCAAAAAGUGUCUGCAAUUUAUAGUCUCGCAUGGAUUUACUCAGAGGAAACGGAAAAUUUUGACAAGGCACAAGAAUAUGCAAACAAGGCUAUUCAAAUAUGUCGAAGCCAAGGACCAUCCAUGAUCAAGUACGAGUUUUAUUGUCAGUUGCUCCUAAUACUGAUUAUUGUGAAAACAGGUGGCACGGCAAGUGCUCUCGACUACUUAGCAGAGAUCACAAACUUGUAUGAGACAAGGGGAAAACAAGAAUUUGUCGAUUGCUUGUUAUUGAUGCGAAUUCAUUAUUUAUUGGCAACCGAUUACUCCAUUGCCUUGGUGAAUUUGCAAAGGAUGCUCAAGAGGCAAAACAAAAUGCAUCCUAUUUUAUAUACCGUUGCUUCUAUUUACCUUGCAGGACUUUUAACGUACAGAGGUGACCCAAAAAAUGCGAUUAUGGUCUUGACUAAUAUCAAAUACAAUUUUGAACCAAAUAGCCCCUUGCAUGCACUUUUUCUUUUAAAUAAACUUUUAGCUGUUAUGUGUACUAAUGAUUAUUAUGGUGCAACAAAAGUUAUGUCUAAGUUGUACGACUUGAAGAACAGAUCCGAUGCAUUGAAAUGGAGAAACUGGCAUCCAGAUGGAGACAUUGAGCUAAAUAUAACUGAACGAGACGAGACAAACUUUAAUUCCAACUUUAACUCUGGAUUUAAGUUUAUUGUUCCUUGGCUUAGAGUAAAUGAUUUACUAGCUGUGGCUUAUUUUAUCAACGGAUUAAUGUUCAUUGGCCAUAAGCGGGACUACGCUGAAAAGAAUUUUCAUAGAGCAACUCGACAAUUAGAGCGUGUUAAAGAAGACUUGAAGAGUAACAGAAACCCAUCUUUUACAGUUCAAACCCUUAAGGAACAGUACGUGAAAGUCAGGUACUUUAAAUUUAUCAUACGAUACUAUCUUCAAUAUCAUGCUUUUGUUGUCGAUAAUUGGGAUGCAACUUGUUUAAAUGAGUUUACAACGGUUGCUAGAAAUGCUUUAGAGUCAAAAAUGGAACACACUUGUUUAAAAGUGCAGCACCCACUUGUGUAUUAUUUGCAAGCUCUCUGGUAUUUGAAAAAGGGCGAUAUCCAAGCCGCUAAGUAUCAUUUCGUUAAAGUUCGAAACCUUACGAGAGACGUAUGUUUGGAAGACGAGAAACAAGCAUUGCAACAAAUGCGUUGUGGGGUAGGUUGUGAGUCAUUUAUGCCACAAGGUAAAUUUAACGAGUUGUACUUGUAUUCAAGUUUGCAUUUGGUUAUUUUGUUGGAGUACGAAGUCGCCGAUAUCAUGAGACAGGGCGAUAAACAGCUACGGACAUUUUGCGAUAAACUUAUUGGAUUGAGAAAUAGUAUCGCAGACGAAAUAGAAUUGGCAAAAGGCGGCAGUAAAGGCAAAGGCAAAAGCUCUGACAUGUUCCAAGCAAACUUUAUGAUGACCAAUACCCUUGCAUUGAUGACUACUGACCUCAUUUUGUGCAUUUUACAAGACACGAGCAACAUUAUUCCGUCGAAUGAAUUGAGAAAGAUGCUUACUGCAAUUUCACACAAAAGUGCGUUCUAUUUCAUUUAUUUCUUAAUAACUUUUGCGUUAGCAACGGAAAUGGUUGCUUCAGUAGAUCAAGAAACGAUUUUACACGAAGGUAUGAGAGUCCUUCCACCAUCGCAAACCAAGGUCAUAGAAGAGAAUGACGAGAAUUUACAACAAUCGGAAUCAUCUCCAAGUUCCGUUACCACCACCAUCGGUACCAGCACCAGUACCAGCACCAGCACCAAAAACAACGUUGGCGCUAAUGAAACCUCUUCUAUUUCACAAUCUUUUUCAAAAUCUGAAACUGCUGAUAGUUGUCGUGUAUUUCUCCUUCGCAGUAUCCAUGUGAUUAUGAUGCAAAACGGAGAACAUUAUAAAGCUGAAACGACUCAAUUACUGAUUGAUAGGCUAUCCAAGCUUUUAUCACAUCGGUAUGAAUAUUUACGAAAAAAUGUGGUGAAAGAUCCUUUUUUCAAGCUGCUUGUGGAGAAAUCAAAGAGAAGAUACACUGAACGCACAGAACAAGCUAAACAGAUAAAAUCAGCAAAGCAGGCCAAUCAAGGCAAUAUACGUGCAUAA
Messenger RNA from Lodderomyces elongisporus, 3363 nucleotides. RefSeq lists its product as uncharacterized. The transcript has a single exon. Lineage: Eukaryota; Fungi; Ascomycota; Pichiomycetes; Serinales; Debaryomycetaceae. Gene Ontology annotation, cellular component: actin filament. Gene Ontology annotation, molecular function: protein binding. Gene Ontology annotation, biological process: mitotic sister chromatid cohesion; actin filament polymerization. The record is from RefSeq and is a predicted model, not a curated record. Bases 1 to 3363 code for a protein of 1120 amino acids.